Messenger RNA from Heteronotia binoei (common prickly gecko), 2015 nucleotides. RefSeq names its product heterogeneous nuclear ribonucleoprotein L (gene HNRNPL). The record is from RefSeq and is a predicted model, not a curated record. Gene Ontology annotation, molecular function: mRNA binding. Gene Ontology annotation, biological process: mRNA processing; regulation of RNA splicing. Gene Ontology annotation, cellular component: nucleus. NCBI's taxonomy places the organism in Eukaryota, Metazoa, Chordata, Lepidosauria, Squamata, Gekkonidae.
GUAUUGCAAGGCGCCAUGUCGCGGCGGAGGUGGCGAGGCUCGCAGAGCGGCGAGGGCGGCGGUGGCGGUUCAGGCCGCGAUAUGGUGAAAAUGGCAGGCGGAGGUGGCGGCGGAGGAGAGGGGGGUGGCGGCGGUGGCGGCGGCUCGGGCCGCUACUACGGCGGAGGGCCUGAGGGCGGCCGCGCCCCGAAGCGCCAGAAGACGGAGAACGCCGACCACGGGCCGGGGGGAGCGUCCGGCGGGGAGAACUAUGACGAUCCCCACAAGCCGGCUGCUUCCCCCGUUGUCCACAUCAGGGGUCUGGUUGAUGGUGUUAUGGAAGCUGAUCUUGUGGAGGCCCUGCAGGAAUUUGGCCCCAUCAGCUAUGUGGUGGUGAUGCCCAAGAAGAGGCAGGCCCUGGUGGAGUUCGAGGACAUUCUGGGAGCCUGCAACGCUGUGAACUACGCAGCUGACAACCAGAUAUACAUUGCUGGGCACCCGGCCUUUGUCAACUACUCUACCAGCCAAAAGAUCUCACGUCCUGGGGACUCAGAUGAUUCCAGGGGGGUCAACAACGUUCUGCUGUUCACCAUCCUGAAUCCCAUCUAUUCCAUUACAACGGAUGUGCUGUACACAAUCUGCAACCCGUGUGGUCCAGUACAGCGGAUUGUUAUCUUCAGGAAAAAUGGAGUCCAGGCUAUGGUGGAAUUUGACUCGGUGCAGAGUGCACAGAGAGCGAAGGCAUCUUUGAAUGGGGCUGACAUUUAUUCUGGUUGCUGUACUUUGAAAAUAGAGUAUGCGAAGCCUGCCCGCUUGAAUGUGUUCAGGAACGACCAGGACACGUGGGACUAUACCAACCCCAACCUCAGUGGACAAGGUGAGCCAGGCGGUAAUCCAAACAAGAGGCAGAGGCAGCCCCCUCUCCUCGGCGAUCAUCCUGCUGAGUAUGGAGGGCCUCAUGGUGGCUAUCAUGGGCACUAUCAUGACGAAGGCUACGGCCCUCCACCGCCACACUACGAAGGAAGGCGGAUGGGCCCACCCGUGGGCGGCCGCCACCGGGGACCAAGCCGCUACGGCCCUCAGUACGGACACCCCCCUCCUCCACCGCCACCCCCAGAAUUCGGCCCCCAUGCCGACAGCCCUGUGCUGAUGGUCUACGGGUUGGACCAGUCCAAGAUGAACUGUGACCGGGUCUUCAAUGUCUUCUGCCUGUAUGGAAACGUGGAGAAGGUGAAGUUCAUGAAAAGUAAGCCUGGAGCAGCCAUGGUGGAAAUGGCCGACGGCUAUGCUGUAGACCGAGCCAUCACCCACCUGAACAACAACUUCAUGUUUGAGCAGAAGCUGAAUGUCUGUGUGUCCAAGCAGCAGGCCAUCAUGCCUGGCCAGUCCUAUGGCCUUGAGGAUGGUUCGUGCAGCUACAAGGACUUCAGCGGCUCUCGGAACAACAGGUUUUCGACACCGGAGCAAGCAGCCAAGAACAGGAUCCAGCACCCCAGCAACGUGCUCCAUUUCUUUAAUGCUCCUCUGGAGGUGACAGAGGAUAACUUCUAUGAGAUCUGUGAUGAGCUGGGGGUGAAAAGACCAGCCUCAGUCAAGGUGUUUUCAGGAAAAAGUGAAAGGAGUUCCUCUGGCUUGCUGGAGUGGGAAACCAAAGGGGAUGCCCUGGAAACUCUGGCAUUCCUCAACCAUUACCAGAUGAAAAACCCAAAUGGGCCGUAUCCUUACACACUGAAACUCUGCUUCUCAACCGCUCAGCAUGCCUCGUAAGUUUUGUUUCGAGUCCCUGCCCAGGAAGGCUUCCUCCGUUAUUUUUCCCUCCCCCCCCCCCCUUUCUGGCAAUGCACCCGUUUUCCUUUUUUUUUAAAAAGAAAAGAAAAGAAGAAAAGCCUGAAUAAGCUGAGAAGGAAAGCUCUGCGGCAUUCAGAAGACUCCUGAUUUUAAAACUUACUGUACAUGUGACUUGUUUUUUUUUCCCCAUUCAUACUCUGUGCUGCCUGUGCUGUUUAGCACUCCUUAAUAAAGCUGUUUGGAAAAUA